Messenger RNA from Hyposmocoma kahamanoa, 1425 nucleotides. RefSeq names its product RE1-silencing transcription factor B-like. Gene Ontology annotation, molecular function: RNA polymerase II transcription regulatory region sequence-specific DNA binding; DNA-binding transcription factor activity, RNA polymerase II-specific. Gene Ontology annotation, cellular component: nucleus. The transcript is spliced from 4 exons. The coding region runs from base 1 to 1425 and encodes 474 amino acids. The record is from RefSeq and is a predicted model, not a curated record. Gene Ontology annotation, biological process: regulation of transcription by RNA polymerase II. Lineage: Eukaryota; Metazoa; Arthropoda; Insecta; Lepidoptera; Cosmopterigidae.
AUGAGCGUUCAUGGCAGUGACUCGACUAAAACUGCUCGUCACAGCCCUGGCAGCCCGGUCACACAUGUACCAGAAGCAAUAUUACAUCAAGAUAGUGAUGUAUCUGACACUGAGCUACAUAAAGAAGACAUUGAAGAUAUUAUAGCAAAUUAUCAUAUUAAACAGGACAAAAAACUUGCUGAACGCCUCAAAGCAUCUAUAGAUGAGAAUCAAGACAUUAACAAAGUUGAGAUAGAAAUUAGCCAAGUUAAUGACAAUCAUAUUAGUGGCAAUAAAAACCGGGAUAACCUAAUUAUUGAUAGUAAGAAUCGAAGUAGCGGUGAUAAAACCCACGACGGUGGCCAUGAAAACCAACAAGACUUUGUUGUUUGCGUACGUAAUGACGGGAAUUCAGAUGCAAAUGGUAAAAACCACGUUAGUGGCAAUAAAAACCAAAAUAAUGUUAUUAAAUCAAUUGAUGGUGGUACAAAUGAUAUCGCGAGACAGAUAGAAUAUGAAGUUGUGGAAGUUGAAUUUCAACCACCUAUUGGAGAUGUAAAGGAACCGCAUUUUGUUGAAAUUUCAGUUGGAGGAGAAGCAAGUCGAGAAGGAGCUCCGGGCAGUCCGAACAACGACUGCCUGAUGCUGUUGGAAAAUGUCCAAGUUGCCAUCGACCCAACGCUGCUCCUCGACAGUCGUGAGAGUGGACCACCCUCGCCGGCGGAAGACAAAUCGCAAAACCCAAUAUCCCUCCUAACGUCUUCCGAUGACGAUGACGUCAUAAUAGAAGAACCGCACAUAGACACCGUGGAGGUGUCCGACGAGGAUGAGGAUGACCUCCCCUUAAACAAGUUAGUGCCCAAAGAUAAUUCAGAUUUGACCAAGAUAUUCUGGGGGACACUACAAGAGUAUUACUGCUUUACGUGUGGAUUCAAAACUGUCAGUCACGCGGAGAGCAUACGUCACAGACUGGCACAUUCGAAGGUUAUUCAAAUAUGUGAGAUUUGUAAAUUCACCACCGCCAGCGAAGCUCAGUUCAUGCGCCACAAGAAAAAGCACAAAGAAGACAAAAAAUUCAAAUGCCAUUUGUGCGAUUAUAAAGCUAGACACAACAUGAGUUUGGUGUACCAUUUGAAGGGCCACGAGGAGGGGAGUAAUUUAAAUCACGGUAAUUUAAACCCCUUCGCAGACGUUGUACCUUUAAGGCAUUUUAUUAAGAAAGUCAAAAGAGUCAAGUGUACGAAAUGUAAAGCCGGCUUUUCGAAUAGAAAAGAGAUGAUGAAGCAUUACAAGAUGUGUAAAAAAUUUACUAUAUUCAAAUGUGAUACUUGUACCUAUGUAACAAAAAGGAGAAGCGACCUGAAAAGGCAUAAGACCUCAGUGCAUUUGAAAUCGAAUAGGAAAAAAACAAACGAUGGCAACGACGAAGAUUACAACCCAGAAUGA